CUUCCACGGCCACAGUGAAGCCCUAAGCCCCAGCCCCCGUCGCCCCCACCCUCGACCGCCCGCCGCCUGGACGUCCUCUCCGUCCGCGGCCAGCCUGUGCGGGGCGCCGGCCACGUCUCCAUCCGCGUCCUGCCUCCCUUGCGGCGGCGAGAAUGGCUGCGGAGGCUGCAGCCCUAGAAGCGCCAUCACUCGAGAGGCCCUCACCGCGGGAAGCCACCCUCGACGACGAGACACGGGCCCUCGUCGUCCCCGACGCUGCUGACCUCCCGGCGUCUCCCCCCUCCGCCGUCGAGGCUAACUUCGCGCGCUACUUCAUCGCUGAUUUUCCGAAUCCAGGGCAUGAUCAGUAUGUGUACCGUCAUCCAAACGGAUUGUGUGUGGUUGGUUUAGCUCCAGCCCACGUUGCAUUUAAAGAGGAAGGAGGUAUAACCGCUGUUGACUUCAAUGUUGGCAAGUCAGAUCGCAGUGAGAUGAAAGUCACGGGCAAACGCAAAAGGAAUGCACAACAUUUGCAAGAAAACUCAGCGCUGUGCAAGGUUUGUGUAAAUGAUAAGUCCUUUGUCGUGAGAUGCUGUGUUAAAGGCUCCCUUUUGGAGAUUAAUGAUAGACUGAUCAAACAACCAGAUCUUCUUAAUACUGCUGCUGAUAGAGAAGGAUAUAUAGCAAUCUUCCAGCCAAAACCAGCUGACUGGCUCAAAAUUAAGGAUAAAUUUCUUAGUUACGAGGACUACAAGAACUUGAGAGGAGUUUGCUGACAGCCUGACACCAGGCAUUCAAAAGGAGUUUUGAAGAUAAGCCAGUGCUUAGGUGUGAUUCAACCACGGUGUGAUGGUAUAUUUAUAAGUUUCAUCAGUUAGCUACUGCAUACUGUUACUCGGUGCUUCUCAGCCUACAAAACAUGGAAACUGGGACCCUGUUGACCUCCCAAGUAUCUGCACUGGACUGGACUCAUGUUAUUCAACUUAUCAGUGACUCAUAUGUCUGCUCAUUUGAUGAAAAGGCGCUGACAAUGUUUGCUUUAUUCCUUUUGUUGGAAAGUUGAUGUACAAGGACUCGGUCAUUUGUGGCUAUGCCUUACUUCCCAAUGUAUCAACUGAUGCGUUGGCACCAAUUUAUCAAAGUUAGCCAUCUCCAUCUCUAGCCAUACAAAACUGGUAUAAGAUCAAUGCACUGUAAAAGCAGAAGUUUUUUUUUUUUGAGGUACACAGAUGAAGCGAGUUUUGAAA
Molecule: messenger RNA, 1226 nt
Organism: Setaria italica (foxtail millet)
Lineage: Eukaryota; Viridiplantae; Streptophyta; Magnoliopsida; Poales; Poaceae
Product: FAM206 family protein
Exons: 7
Coding region: 153-755 (200 amino acids)
Cellular component (GO): nucleus
Source: RefSeq, a predicted model, not a curated record